Symbiodinium pilosum is the source of this 603-nucleotide messenger RNA. The record is from the annotation of a GenBank genome assembly. NCBI's taxonomy places the organism in Eukaryota, Dinophyceae, Suessiales, Symbiodiniaceae.
AUGCCACUGACGGAGAUGUUUGAUGCCAUUGAGUGGCAUGCAGAAGCCCGGUCUCUCUCAGAUCGGGCCACGUACUACAUUGACGCAUUCUGUCGUGUAGCAGCCGAGACAGGGGCGCAUUUUGUACGCCUGGACAGUGGGGAGAUUCUGAACACAGAUGCCCAGAAAGCCAUGCACCACAGCUCUGGUUUUGUCCUGGUCCUCAGCCGUAAGACGGCGAAGAAAUGGAAGGACGGCACACCAAGCCUUUGGAUGCUGUUCGAAGCCUUCGGUGCCCAGGAACUGAACCUUGGGUGGGAUCUAGCAAGCACCACUGGCGCCCUUGCAACCAUGCGUCCCUUUGACAACGGCUGCUGGGCUUUUGGUGCCUUCGACUUUGAGAUCGCCCAUUCUUUAUCCAACCUUGCCAUUCAGGCUGACAAGUGCACCUGCUCCCACGACAUGGACCGGAAGAUGUUGCUGCAUCAGCUUGGAGCUGGAAAGCUGGGAAUUGCUGGCUUCGAAUCACGCGUGAAUACAACAAUCCCUUCCAGUGUCUUGGGUGCGGCCCUGCUGAAUGUCACGUACCUUGACACCGAGAGUCUCAGCUGCAUGGUUGGAUGA